This is a messenger RNA of Alosa sapidissima (American shad), 4394 nucleotides long. RefSeq names its product arf-GAP with coiled-coil, ANK repeat and PH domain-containing protein 2-like. The record is from RefSeq and is a predicted model, not a curated record. The transcript is spliced from 26 exons. NCBI's taxonomy places the organism in Eukaryota, Metazoa, Chordata, Actinopteri, Clupeiformes, Clupeidae. The coding region runs from base 349 to 2877 and encodes 842 amino acids. Gene Ontology annotation, cellular component: cytoplasm. Gene Ontology annotation, molecular function: GTPase activator activity; protein binding.
AUAAACGAUUCGUCAGACUGGUUACGUCUGUACGAAAUCUCUCCUCCCCCUAGUUCCAGUGACCUGCCAAACUGAGUGUACGUUACAUUAUUCUGAAAGUACGGGCAGUCGUUUGUUAACAAAGGCUUAGGUUUAGGUUUGUGGAAAGCCAGGUCAUAUUUAUGAUACAGACUGUUCGAUAGUGUUCAUUUGCUAGCCAGCAUACGGCUAGCUGGCUAGCCAUUAGACGGCAGCUGCUGGUUAGCAAGGCAGCAAGCUCCAGCUUACGGAGUUCGAAUUACUCUAAGAAACUACUCAGCAGUUUGUUACCCUAAGACUCUUCAGAGUGCUGGUAAAUAAUAAACGAAGAUGAGAAUUAUGCUGGAUUUUGAAGAAUGUCUCAAGGACUCCCCGCGGUUCAGGGCCACAAUAGAGGAGGUGGAGGGGGACGUCUGUGAACUGGAGACCAAGCUGGACAAGUUGGUGAAACUAUGUAUUGGCAUGAUUGAUGCUGGAAAGGCCUACAAUGCGGCCAACAAGCAGUUUGUGAAUGGCAUCCGGGAGCUCGCACAGCAGUCCACCAGAGAUGAGGUCAUUGAGUCUAGCCUGACAAAGUUUGCUGAAAGCCUGCAAGAGAUGAUCAACUACCACACAAUACUAUUUGACCAAGCCCAGAGAUCAAUCAAAUCCCAACUCCAGACGUUUAUGAAGGAAGACCUGCGGAAAUUCAAGGAGGCCAAAAAGCAGUUUGACAAGGUGAGCGAGGAGAAGGAGGCGGCGCUGACCAAGAAUGCCCAGGCGCCGCGCAACAAGCAGCACGAGGUGGAGGAGGCCACCAGCAUCCUCACGGCCACGCGCAAGUGCUUCCGCCACAUCGUCCUCGACUACGUGCUCCAGAUUAAUGUCCUCCAGUCCAAAAGAAGAUCAGAAAUCCUUAAAUCGAUGUUGUCCUUUAUGUACGCCCACCUGACGUUCUUCCAUCAAGGCUACGACCUGUUCAGUGAGCUGCAGCCCUUAAUGAAACAACUCGGUGGACAGCUGGACCAGUUGGUGGUGGACGCAGCCAAGGAGAAGAGGGACAUGGAGAUGAAGCACUCCACCAUUCAGCAGAAGGCUGCUCUGCAGGACUUUUCGAAUGACGACACCAAACUGGAGUACAAUGUGGAUGCCGAGAAUGGAAUCGCUAUGGAGGGCUAUCUGUUCAAGAGGGCCAGUAAUGCCUUCAAAACAUGGAACAGGAGAUGGUUCUCGAUUCAAAACAAUCAGCUAGUGUACCAGAAGAAAUUUAAGGACAACCCCACGGUGGUGGUGGAGGACCUGAGGCUGUGCACGGUGAAGCACUGCGAGGACAUCGAGCGGCGCUUCUGCUUUGAGGUGGUGUCCCCCACUAAGAGCUGCAUGAUGCAGGCGGACUCUGAGAAACUGCGGCAAGCCUGGAUCAAAGCCGUCCAGAAUAGCAUCGCCACAGCCUUCAGGGAGAAGGGAGAUGACGGCGAGAAGCUGGACAGGAAGUCGUCCACGUCUACGGGCAGCCUGGACUCAAGUGGCGAGCCGCGGGAGAAGAGCCUGAAGGGGGACAGCGCUCUGCAGAAGGUCAUGGCCAUCGCCGGGAACACGGCCUGCUGCGACUGCGGCCAGCCUGACCCCCGCUGGGCCAGCAUCAACCUGGGCAUCACGCUCUGCAUACAGUGCUCCGGCAUACACAGGAGUCUGGGAGUGCACUUCUCCAAGGUCAGAUCCCUCACCCUGGACUCAUGGGAGCCAGAGCUACUGAAGUUGAUGUGUGAAUUGGGGAACGGAGUCAUCAAUCAGAUCUAUGAGGCUCGGCGAGAGGAGUUGGGAGCCAGGAAACCGCACCCUGGAGACCCCAGGCAUGAGGUGGAAGCAUACAUCAAGGCCAAGUAUGUGGACCGGCGGUUUGUGCGGUGUCCGUCGGACGACGAGCUGAAGCUGAAGGUGGUGAGCCUGAGCAAGCAGGAGAAGCGUCUGAGCAGCAGCAGCUCUGAGCUGGCCCCCCCGCGAGCGCCGCCCCCCACCCCCAAACAGAGGCCCGCGUCCGGGGCAUCAGCAGCGGCCGGCCUUGAGGAGGUGCGUCGCGAGUCGCUCUUUGGCGCAGACGAGUUAGACUCGCUCUUCUCCUACUUUGAUACCUCCUCAAAACUGCGCAGUACUGGUGCUGCCUUGGCCGGCCAGAAAAUAAAGAGCGAGGACAGUGGCAUCCAGAACAGUGCUGACGGAAGCAGAGAGAUGCUGGCCAACACCGCCUCAACCAACAGCCUGAAUGACACAGAAGCGGUUGAGGCGGAGGCGGCGAUGUGCGUGGCGUCGGCGUGUAAGGAGCAGGUGCUGUUCUCCGAGCCCAAGGAGUACUCGCCCGGCAUGCAGCUCUACUGGGCCUCCUACGCCCGCAGCCUGCCAGACAUGGCCCAGGCCCUCGCCCACGGGGCCCAGGUCAACUGGAUCAGCGCCGAGGACGACAAGAGGACGCCGCUCAUCAUGGCCGUGCAGGGGGGCUCUCUGGUGGCUUGUGAGUUCCUGCUCCAGAACGGUGCCAGUGUGAACCAGCAGGACGUGCAUGGGAGAGGACCCCUCCACCACGCCACCAUCCUGGGACACACCGGACAAGUGUGUUUAUUCCUGAAAAGAGGAGCCAAUCAGAAUGCGACAGACAUUGACGACAAAACGCCCUUGACCAUUGCUGUGGAGGCAGCCAACGCUGACAUUGUGACGCUGUUGCGGCUGGCCAAGAUGAAUGAUGAGAUGCGGGAGGCGGAGGGCCCCUACAGUCAGUCAGGAGAUGAAACCUAUCAGGACAUUUUCCAAGACUUCACCCAGAUGGCAUCAAACGAUCCCGACAAGUUGAACCGAUUCCAACCAUAUGACUCUCCGAGGCAAUGAGAGAGAGAGAGAGAGUUGAGGAGACAGGACAGGUGCCCCGUCUUUUAGACCCUUCUGGAAUCUUCAGAGAGCUGGGCUCCUGGCCGUUCGGGGUGUCCAUCGCUUGAACCCAGUGAGGACUGCUGAUGGCCCUGGACAAGCUUAAUAAAUUAUUUUGUACCUUUUUUUUUUUUUUUUUUUCCAAGGACUUCAGGAUGUUUUAUCUGCAAAGACUGUCUUAGAGUACAUUUCAAUGAGACCAGCAUAGUUGGGUGUCUUUCUAUUCCACAUCACACAUUUCAAUAUAUUAUGUCCAUAUUCUUAAUGACAAAGACCAUAGGUUUUCUGCAUUCUUUUAAAACACAAUUUUAUCAGCAAAUGUUGUGUGGUGCUUAUAAUUUUCAGUAAGUAAAUUAUAAAAUUGAUGUGUUUUUUUUUUACUAUUAGUUCAGUAUAGUGUUCAUCAAUCAAAAAGAGUGGGAAAGUGAAUAGUGUUUUUUUUUAAGAUCUCAUCUGUCUGAGUUCUUAAUUUAGUGUGCGUCAUGGGUUUGAUAGUGUUUUGUCAUCUCUCUCUAUGAAAUGAUUGAGACAUUCAGUAUUAUAUCUGAUGGAUCCAAAUAUUUUUGAGACAUCAUGACCUAGAGCUGCCAAUCACCAUCAAGUCAGGUACACAUUUGUAUUUGGUCAAAUUCUACAACAUAUUCUUGGACAGCACUUGAGAGAGUUGUCAAACCUGGAGUGAUGCACCUCAGUCAGUCUCUAUGCAAAAACUCUACUAGUGGUUUAUGGGUAAAGAAUAUAGCAUUUAGUCCAAGCUUGCUGAUUCACAUACGAUGGGACUCGACUCGAGACAUGUAGACUGAUCCAUGUGGCCACUCAACAUACAUACCCUAUCACCCUGCAGUGUCAUCGCAGUGGCCUUUUCAACCAUGUUUAAUAGUUAAUGCGGUAUGUGUCUGUAUUCAUAAGAUAUUAACUUACGGUCUGUUUGAGCAGCAGCCUCUAUAAUCCCCUAUUGAGCCGAAGCUCACUAUAUGACAGGGCAGAUCAUGUAUCCUUCCCUAUCUAUCUCUAUCUUGCUCUGUCAAUCUGCCUCUUUCUAUCUCUUGUGAAGUCCUGUGAUAUUCUAAGAUGUCCUCCAAAUGUGUGAACGUAUGCAAACAUGAAUCCUCACGCUCUUCUUCAGACUAUGGGAUGUGAGCCAUGUACAGUUGUACAGAAGCAUAUAAACUAUAUGCCUUAGAUAGCUUUGUUUUUAAUGAAGACAUAGUGGUACUUGAAUCAUUUAGAUAAGCUUGUUUGUCUUUGAGUUGUUUUUGUUGAUUUGUUUUUUAUUUUUAUUUUUUGUCAACUUGUCUGUUCUUCUUGUUUUGUACCGAAGGCCCCCACCCCAUACUCCAUAAUUAUGUGUAUGAUUCAUGCCAUUUUUAAAAGGAAUAUUGUGUAUAGCAAAUCUAGGUCUGAACAAAUUCUCACAGAAUGUUGGACUUGUAUUUUCUGUAUGAUUUUAUAAAAGCAUUUUUUUCUGUUGGCAUUAA